AUGCUAAAGCGAAGAGAGUUCCAGACCAACUUUAAGGCCAAUGAGGGUAACGCGUUGCAAGCGUGCGUUGCCUCUAUCUUAGACAAACCACUAUCGGAUGUGCCCAACUUUAUACAAUGUUCAGACUAUUGGGAAGCCAUGCUAGCUCAUGCGAAAAAGCAUGAACUGACACUUUUGAAG
Messenger RNA from Sphaeroforma arctica JP610, 180 nucleotides. RefSeq lists its product as hypothetical. The transcript has a single exon. The annotation marks the transcript as partial. The record is from RefSeq and is a predicted model, not a curated record. NCBI's taxonomy places the organism in Eukaryota, Ichthyosporea, Ichthyophonida.